UUUUGGAAAAUACAGACAUUACAUAUGUCAUCACUUGAUACCAUAUAACAUCUCCAUACAAAUUUACAUUAAACUUAAAAGGGUGUCAUCUUCACUGUGCUUCUGCUGUUAAGCCUUCUGUAUCUACUGUACCAUAUAAUAUAUAUACUAAUCUAUAUAUGUGUAUAUAUACCACGACAAAGCCUCAUUGUGGAGGCACAACUAGCUUUUACUGCACAGGAUCCUGACUCUUCACUUGCGAAAACACGGAAGUCUCAGAAAUUCGUGUUUUUUCCAUCAGAUCCGUCACAUGAUUGCAGUGAUAUGGACGCUUAUUUCCUGAUGGGCUGACUCGGGAUUAAAGUAAAAAUCGUGUCAAAUCGUCAGAUUAUCAGCAUUGCAUCGUGCCAUGGAGAGAUUAGAAGCUACAUCAGAGCUCCAGUCACGGCUGUCAUCACUGUCCUUCUCGUCUUUUCCGGGAAUAACAUCCAAACAGUGCGACGACAGACCGCCGGACAGGCUCCAGAAUACAGACCUUUCAAAGAGCUUUAGCCAACCUAAAAAACAACCUGAGAUGGAGGAAACCAAGGAGGAUUCAGGGCAGCAUGCUGAGGGUAAUGAAGAGGCCCCUGCUGAGCCAGCCCUGGGGGAAGGAGGUGAGGAGAACAACAGUGUUGAGAGCUGUCAGCUCUCCGGUGAGAUUAAAGCCCAAAUGCCGCCCCUGAAGCCUCCGACAACAUGGACAUCUGCUGCACUGAAGGAGCUCAAGGCGAAGCUCCGAACGGAGAAGGACAGCGUGGUGACAGUGUACCGAGGCGACAUCAUGACAGUUCACGUGCCCACUGUCCCCGAGGCCAAAAAAGUGUGCUGGGAGUUCGCCACAGAUGGUUAUGACAUUGGCUUCGGCAUAUAUUUUGACUGGACUCCCGUCACGAGCCGGUCUAUCACUGUGCACAUCAGUGAAUCAAGUGAUGAUGAAGAUGAAGAGGAGGAGCUGGAAGGGCCUGUCAGUAACGGCGAUGUUGAGAAGGGCUCCAAAACUCAGACCAACUCAAACUUGGCUGAAAUCUUACCUGUAUACCGCCAGGACAGCCACUUGUCCGUCUUCGGGGGCAGCCACGAUUUUCCAGGUGAAGGCACGUACCUCCUGAAGUUUGACAACUCCUACUCACUAUGGCGAAAUAAAACUCUUUACUACAGAGUUUAUUACAGUGCCUGAGAUGCCAAUUUAUUUGUUUAUGAAUGUAUAAUUUACAGAAGAAUAUUACUCUUAAAGGUGCAGUGUGUAAGAUUUAGUGGCAGUGGACUGGGCGGAAAUGGAAUAUAAUAUUCAUAAGUAUGUUUUUAAUUAGUGAAUAAUCACCUGAAAAUGAGAACUGCUGUGUAUUUGUUAGCUUAGGAUGAGCCCUUUAUAUCUACACAGGGAGCGGGUUCUCUUCCACGGAGCCCGCCAUGUUACACCGCCAUGUUUCAACAGCAUUUUUUGUGAGUUGCACAGCCACCACAGAUUCGCCUACACACUAAGAAGGGGAGGGGGAGCGCUAGAUGCCACUAAAUCCUACACACAGGUCCUUUUAAGAACGACAAACUAUUUUUGAAUCCAUAUGUGGAAAAGAUGAAGUUAUAAUAGAAAAGGUUAAAUAUAGGCAUAUCUAUUUUUUAUCACUGUCAGCUUGUGUUGCCACAUGUUGAAUUUACGUAUGUUGUCGGAUAGUUUUGAAUGCAACAUUUUGCUCCAGUGUCUUGCCGAUACAUAUUUGAAGAAGCCUUGCAUAUGUGCCAUGUUCCCAUGUGUGCACAGUACUAUUUGGUCAAGUGCCCGUCAUAAAACAUAUAACGUCUUCAGCUGUAACAUUUCUAUGGUAGCAGUGAUCAGGGAACACCUGCACAGAAUAUAUUUCACCUGGCCAGGUGCUUAAUCAGCAGUGCUCUAUAGAAAUGGGAGUUUUUUUGUUGUGUGUGUAUGUGUGUGUGUGUGUAUGUGUGUGUGUGCGCACCUUCUAUGAUUAUGAUUAUGUUGCUUGUUGUUGUCACUUGUAUUUAACCUUCUGCUUUGCGCCAUAACUUAUUUUUAAUCAAAUCUAAUCAUGAGCUAACUGACAAUAUAAUUAUGGAAAUACAAAUACUACUGUCAUAGUGGUGUGUCAGUAGAAGAUUUAAGUCAAGAAUGCUGAAUGUACUGAAGCAAGUGGUCGCAGAUAUCCAGAGUGUGCUUUUUAUGACACAAAUAAAGCCAUCCCUUAUCGCAUAAAGCUCCUAUUAUGUAAUAUAGAUUCAAUAUUUACAUUUGCCUUGCCCCCCUUUUUUAAUUUGCUGUUUUAGAGGUAGGGAGCAGUCGUAAUAUUUCAUCUAAAUGUAUUUUGUGCACAGUUCUAUGUAAGUGAAGGUCAGUGAUUCUGGAUAUUCUCUGUGCGUUGGGCACAUACUUUGGAUUUGAUUGUGUUGAAUAGAAUUGUUCCAUCCUGUUUCAAAUCACUUUGUGCGCAUGUUUAAAAAAAAAAGAUGUCACAAAUUUAGUUGCUAAUGCAGCAUAAGAUGCAAAGCAACUGAUUGAAAGCUUCCCAUGUUUGCUGUACUGUACCUUUAAGUUAUGAUUCCUGAAAAUGUACUGUAUAUUCCACAAUAAAGAGAAGAUUAUGUA
Molecule: messenger RNA, 2620 nt
Organism: Thunnus maccoyii (southern bluefin tuna)
Lineage: Eukaryota; Metazoa; Chordata; Actinopteri; Scombriformes; Scombridae
Gene: tmed8
Product: transmembrane p24 trafficking protein 8
Exons: 6
Coding region: 389-1198 (269 amino acids)
Cellular component (GO): Golgi membrane
Source: RefSeq, a predicted model, not a curated record